AUGACCUGUGUCAGAAACAGACACGUUCGCGUCUUCGCGGAUUCGGUUUGGCCUUCGUCUGCCAAGCACUGCCAGCUUCGCACUGAUAGCCAGUGGGUGACUUUAGAUCAGGACGUGUGUCCUGCCCACAGCCCCACGGGGGGCCCGUCCACCGCAGGCGCCCAGGCGAGACGGGAGCAGAGCGAAGCCCGGCGCGGCUGCUGGGGUGUUCGUGGCGUCAGGACGCAGGGUCAGUCUGUGGGCGGCUGUCCCGUGAAACGACUCACGCCUGUCAUCCUGGCUGUUUGGGCAACUGAGGACGCGGACACGCGCAAUAAGUGUGCAUACUUAGGUGUGGAUGAGGAGCGGGACCCCUUUCUAAUCACAGUGCGGGGGGGAGGGGGCUGCGGAGGGCGGCGGCCCGGCCGCGCCCGCCACGCUCGUCUCUGGUUGCAGGUGAUCUUCAAGGCCAAGUCCAAGUACUCCCCAGAGCUGCUGAAGUACCGGCUGCCCCUCUACCUGGCCUCGCUCUUCGUCAGCCUGCUCUUCCUGCUGGUGAACCUGACGUGCGCGCUGCUGGCGAGGACGGGCCGGUGGGAGCGGAAGGCCAUCGUGUCCGUGCGCGUGGCCAUCAACGACAUGCUCUUCGUGCUGUGCGCCGUCUCCCUCUCCGUCUGCCUCUACAAGAUCUCCAAGAUGUCCCUGGCCAACAUCUACCUGGAGUCCAAGGGCUCCUCCGUGUGCCAGGUGACGGCCAUCGGGGCCACCGUCAUCCUGCUGUACACCUCGCGGGCCUGCUACAACCUCGUCAUCCUGUCCUUCUCCCACAUCAAGAACGCCCAGUCCUUCGACUACGACUGGUACAACGUGUCGGACCAGGCAGACCUGAAGAACCAGCUGGGCGAUGCUGGCUACGUGGUGUUUGGCGUGGUGCUUUUUGUGUGGGAACUCUUACCCACCACCUUGGUGGUUUACUUCUUCCGAGUUCGAAACCCUCCCAAGGACCUUGCCAGCGCGGGGAUGGUCCCCAGCCACGGGUUCAGUCCCAGAUCUUACUUCUUUGACAACCCUCGACGAUACGACAGUGACGACGACCUUGCCUGGAGCAUCGCGCCCCAGGGGCUGCAGGGGAGCUUGGCUCCCGACGGCUGUGACUGGGGACCGCAAGCCCACAGCUUCCUGGCGGCGGCCGGCCCCUGGUGCGGGUCCCGGCCCGGCUGGCCCCAGCUCGCGGCGGCCGACAGCGGCUCGGAGCACUCGUGCGGAGGAGAAGCGGCCGAGGGCGGGAGGGACGGCUGAGCUCCGGCGCCCCAGGAAGGACUCGCUCUCCGCCCCAUCCGGGUGUCUAACGGCUGCACAGCUCCAAGCAGUACCUUAGAUGGAAAACCCUUUAUUUUAGUACUAAUAAGCAAGCCUGUUUCUAUGGAGUAUAAUUUAAACUUUUUAAACAGAAUCUGUACUUUUAUAAAGAUGUAUUUUAUAUAACUUAAAUAAUAAUGCUAAAGCACACUAGGGUUCUCUUCAGAAUGUUACAUAGUUUGCACACUUUUAUGCAUAAUUCACUUUAAAAGUGUAAAAUAUAUGGUCUACUAGUUUCUUCUAUGGCUUUUGGACUCACGUAUUCCUCAAAUCCUUACCUCUGAAGGUCACUGAAGGUCACUGAAGGUCAGAUCCUGAGCUCUACUUUGAUGGACUCUUAAGUGUCAAGCGACGUCUAGAAAGCUAGAUGCGCUCCAGUGUUGGAAGUUAACUUGGAGCGGGCCACAAGGUGGCUGCUUCUGAGCAUUUUCAUUGUGUCAGGGCAGUGAUGUGUGUGUGCACUCCAGUGAAAACCAGCUGAUCCUGUGAGAAGCGUAGCUGACUUACACGACUAAGCCUCCUGGACCGUUGGCGUUGUGCAGUUUCCUC
This is a messenger RNA of Perognathus longimembris pacificus (Pacific pocket mouse), 1887 nucleotides long. It is a transcript of the gene Gpr137b, whose product is annotated as G protein-coupled receptor 137B. NCBI's taxonomy places the organism in Eukaryota, Metazoa, Chordata, Mammalia, Rodentia, Heteromyidae. Bases 1 to 1278 code for a protein of 425 amino acids. Gene Ontology annotation, cellular component: lysosomal membrane. The transcript is spliced from 8 exons. The record is from RefSeq and is a predicted model, not a curated record. Gene Ontology annotation, biological process: regulation of autophagy; negative regulation of osteoclast differentiation; negative regulation of bone resorption.